Messenger RNA from Closterium sp. NIES-65, 1805 nucleotides. The record is from the annotation of a GenBank genome assembly. Lineage: Eukaryota; Viridiplantae; Streptophyta; Zygnematophyceae; Desmidiales; Closteriaceae.
AUGACACACGAUCCCCUUCUCUCUGUUUCAGAUUCUGCUGCUGCUGAUGCUGCUGCUGGUGCUGGUGCUGGUGGUGCUGGUGGUGCUGGUGCUGUUAGUGGUGGUCAAGUUAGUGGUUCUGAUAGUACUAGUAGCACCUCCCACAUAGACUCCUCUCCCUCAUCUACCCUCGCAGCCUCCCAUUCUCCUCCGCCUUCCCCUCCGCUUCCUCCCCCCGUUCCCCCUCCGCUUCCUCCCCCCGUUCCCCCUCCGCUUCCUCCCCCUUUUUCCCCACCACUUCCUCCCCCCCUUUCCCCUCCGCCUCCUUCCCCUCCCGUCUUUCCUCCGCCUGUUCCUCUCAUUUCUCCUCCUCCUUCCGGUUCCCCGCCCCCUCCUUCUCCUCCCCUUUCUCCUCCUCCUUCCGUUUCCCUUCCACCUCCUGCUCCUCUCCUUUCUCCUCCUCCUGCUCCUCUCCUUUCUCCUCCUCCUGCUCCUCUCCUUUCUCCACCUCCUUCCCCAAGAGAAGAGACAGCAGCAGCAGCACAAACAGCUAUACAAGAACCAGCAUCAGCAGCAGCAGCACUCGUUUCACCAGCUGACGUGGCAGGAGCCCCUCCCGUGUCAAUCGUUUCAGCUGCUGACGUGGCAGCAGACGCGGAGGAAGGGCAGGAGAGUCUGCAAGCGGGGCUGACUAUAGUGAAUACAUCUAGUGAUCCCGGUGCAGUCUGCCUGGACGGUUCCCCUCCAGCCUUCAACUGGCAUCCUGGCAGGGGCACCGGGAGGAACAAGUGGAUUCUCUAUCUUGAGGGCGGGGCGUGGUGCGAGGAUGCCGCUCACUGCAUCGAUCGCAGCUUCUCCAACUUCGGUUCCUCCACCACACCUCCCACCCACCCCACCUGCCUGCAGGGCGGGGCGUGGUGCAUGGAUGCAGUUUUGAGACGUCUCAAACCCACCUCCCACCCCACAUCCCUGCAGGGCGGGGCGUGGUGCAUGGACACAGCGCACUGCAUCGACCGCAGCUUCUCCAACUUCGGUUCCUCCUCCAAGAUGGGCGAUUGGAUGCUGCAAGGGCUGCUCUCUUCCAGCCGUAAAACCAACCCCGGUGAGCAUAACAACCACCCCUGGUCAUGUGCCGCCUCGCCCCUCCUCUCCUCCACCAAGGUGGGCCACUGGAUGCUGCAAGGGCUGCUCUCUUUAGUGCCCCCUCGCCCCUCCCACUGCGUGCCCCAGCCUCUCUCUAGUGGCUUCUGCCUCUCCCCUCUAGUUGCCUCUGCCCCCUCGCCCCUCCUCUCCUCCACCAAGAUGGGCCACUGGAUGCUGCAAGGGCUGCUCUCUUUAGUGCCCCCUCGCCCCUCCCACUGCGUGCCCCAGCCUCUCUCUAGUGGCUUCUGCCUCUCCCCUCUAGUUGCCUCUGCCCCCUCGCCCCUCCUCUCCUCCACCAAGAUGGGCCACUGGAUGCUGCAAGGGCUGCUCUCCUCCAGCCGUAAAACAAACCCCGGUGAGUCCCUCUAUUCCCCCUCUCCCCCACCACCUUCCCUCCCACCUUCCCUCCCACCCUCCCCCCUACCUUCUCUCCCACCUACCCCCACUCUCUUUCUUCAUCCCCCCACUCUCAUUGCGAUCCCACUCUUUGCGCCUCUUCCCUCUCCCUCCCACCUCCCCCCACUCCAGACUUCUUCAACUGGAACGCAAUGGACCUUACUCCAUACCCACACCCUCACUGAAACCCCCCUGCUUCCACCUCUCUUUCCUUCCCUUCCACCUCCUCCUUCCUCCCCCCCUUCUCCCCCUCCCCUCCCCUACCAGACUUGUUCAACUGGAACCUG